This is a messenger RNA of Penicillium odoratum, 1563 nucleotides long. Its product is annotated as tetrahydrofolate synthase. The transcript is spliced from 3 exons. The record is from RefSeq and is a predicted model, not a curated record. Gene Ontology annotation, molecular function: tetrahydrofolylpolyglutamate synthase activity; ATP binding. Lineage: Eukaryota; Fungi; Ascomycota; Eurotiomycetes; Eurotiales; Aspergillaceae. Gene Ontology annotation, biological process: tetrahydrofolylpolyglutamate biosynthetic process. Bases 1 to 1563 code for a protein of 520 amino acids. Gene Ontology annotation, cellular component: cytoplasm; cytosol; mitochondrion.
AUGACUCGCACAUAUGAGGAUGCCAUUGUGGCCCUCAACUCUUUGCAGACGAACUAUGCGAUUGUAGAGGCCCUCCGGGCAUCUGUUUCCAGGAAGGAAAUGAACGAGCGCUCCAUUCCAGAGACGGUUGAAUGGCUUCAGCGUAUUGGAUACAAGCCCUCCGACCUUGAUCGGUUGAACCCAAUUCAUGUCGCGGGAACUAAAGGCAAGGGAUCGACCUCGGCUUUUAUUUCCACCAUUCUCUCUCAAUAUGUCCAGCCCCAGGAUACCCUGUCGACACCGCGCUUGCAGAAGGUCGGACUAUACACCUCCCCGCAUCUUCGGUUCGCACGAGAGCGCAUUCAGAUCGACAAUACGCCGCUAUCGGAGCCCCAAUUCGCAAAGUAUUUCUUCGAAGUAUGGGAUCGUCUUGAGGAGGCCGCCAAGCUGGCUGGCCAGGACCCGACCGCGCCAGGAACGAAACCUCAAUAUUUCCGUUACCUGACAUUAAUGGCGUUCCAUACCUACCUGAGCGAAGGUGUAGAUGCAGCAGUCAUUGAGUGCGGCAUUGGUGGGGAGUAUGACUGUACCAAUGUGGUUGAGAAACCGAAGGCGACAGCGAUCACCAGUCUUGGCAUUGAUCACACGGCAAUGCUGGGUACAACAAUUGAGGAAAUCGCAUGGCACAAGGGCGGCAUCAUCAAAUCUGGGGUUCGGGCCUUUACUGCACCCCAGGCUCCCAGUGCAGAGAAGGUGCUAGCUGAGCGUGCUGCGGCGAAGAAUACAUCACUGGAUGUGGUGUCCGUCCACCCCGACCUUCGAGUGGAUAGCACCAAUGUGAAGCUUGGACUUGCAGGUGAUUUCCAAUACACAAACGCAUCUCUGGCCACUGCAGUUGCGGCUGAGUACCUGAGAAAGACCGGUGUGGCAGACAUUCCGGAAGAUAUCAUGACCCAGCCACUCCCUGCCAAAUUCAAGGCGGGUCUAGAGAAGACACGACUUGGUGGACGCUGCGAGACUCGAUUUGAGAAGAAUGUGUCAUGGUAUAUCGAUGGAGGGCACACACUUGAGAGUAUCCGGCUGGCCGGUUCAUGGUUUGCCAAUCGAAUCCAGGAAGACUCGUCCUCCAGUGAUGUGGCCUCGAAGAAGCCCCGAAUCUUGAUCUUCAACCAACAGACUCGGGACAGCACUGCUCUGGCCCGUGCCCUUCAUGAGACUCUUGCCUCAGCUCUUGGCUCCACGAUUCCAUUUACUCAUGCUUUGUUUUGUACAAAUGUCACUUACAAACAAGCGGGAUACCGACCUGACUUGGUCAGUAUGAACACGAAUUCCGAUGAUGUCGACCAUCUCCGGGUGCAAAAGUCACUUGCCGAGGCCUGGACUGCUAUUGAUCCUCAUGCCCAAACACAAGUGUUCGGUACAAUUGAAGAGGCUGUGGACUUUGCCCGGGAUUUAGCCGCGCAAGAACGCAAGGUCCUGCAGAAAGAUGAGGCACCAGUAAUGACCUUUGUCACUGGUAGUUUACACUUGGUUGGUGGGUUUCUUGAUGUGAUCGAAACCAAGCCGUUCUCCGAGGAGGCUUAG